CUCGGUGUCCUGUGGGUGAUGGAAGCGAAACCGAUGAAGAGGGGCUAGUUGGCUUUAGUUGAUUAAAUCUUGAUUUUAUCAAAAGAACGCCGUCGUUUAAUAAUUUGUAAAAUAGUGCAGUUACUGGAAAACUUUUACAAAUUUAAACUACAUGUACACGUCGGGCGGGCAAUUUCUGUCAAAGCGUGAAUCUUCUAAAACAAGUAGAAACAUCCAGUAAAUGCCAGACUGCGAAAGAUAAACAAUGAUGGUUUUUGAACUGCCAGCACACUAAGUUCUCCGACAGAAGACGUCUGAUGAAAAAUUACUGUAACGUUAAAGAUCCCGGCAUGGAAGACAAGGCAAAUGGAUCAGUUGACACCAAAAGCCCAGUGGAGAAUGGUCAGCUGCCGGACCCUUCCAACUGGGGGGUUUCUGACGUUGUGAAUUAUUUUAAAGCAACAGGGUUUGAGGAGCAAGCUAUGGCUUUCCAGGAUCAGGAAAUUGAUGGUAAGUCACUGCUCCUGAUGACACGUAACGACGUCCUGACAGGGCUGUCGAUAAAACUCGGCCCUGCGCUGAAGAUCUACGAGUAUCACGUGAAGCCGCUGCAGACUCAGCACCUGAAAAGCAACGCCUCGUAGCACCGGAGGCUGUCCCAGCACCCACUUCAGUGACAAUCAUUCUGUCAGGAGACCCCAGGUUAGCCGUCGCUUCACAGAGACUCCUCUGCCCACAGUGGCUCCUUAACAGGAUUUGAAUGCUGUAUGGUUGUUUUUGUGUUUUGUUUUAGUUUUUUUAAAUAAGCGUGGACCCCAAAUGUGGGUUGCACACAGUGUCCACUCAGCCGUUUACCCUUUCAGCCAUUCUUAUUUCUGCUGCUUGAAAUCCGUAUUUUUUUUGGUGUAUGUUUUAUUUAAAAGAAGAAAAUUUGGGAAAAAUACUCUGCAGGUAUGAUUUAUGUGUGCCUGUGUGAUGUGUAUGUGUGUGAGUGGAAAGUGAAUUAACCCGUGACGGUUUUUUUAAAAAAAGAUUGUAUAUAAGAUGAUAUAUAGUUGAAAACUGUGUAUGUUCUGUCGUACCUGAAGACUUUGAUACAUGCAGAAAAUUUUUCUGGUGCGUCCCCUUUUGCCCUGAAAGUUUCUAUGUUUUAAACUGUGCAUCUGAGUCAAUAAGUCGUCUUUAGCAUGUGACAGUGAAACAUUUUGUUUUCCCCAGACACAAAGACCCAAGCAAAAGCCACCUUGUUCCUGCACACCUGCAUUAUCCAGGCUUGAGGCUCUUGAUAUGGAAAUAUUUAUGUGUACAUACUAUUAUUAUCAUUAUUAUUAUUGUUACUAUUAUUAUUAUUAUUAUCUAUCAACCUGUGGUGCUUUCAGCAUUGUCACACAGACAACUGUUCAGAAGUGUGUAUGACCAAUGUACAUGUGCAGCAUAACACUGGAGUUUGAAUAUCCGAAUCAGAGAUUUGCAAUAAAUGGUGCUCUU
Molecule: messenger RNA, 1467 nt
Organism: Archocentrus centrarchus (flier cichlid)
Lineage: Eukaryota; Metazoa; Chordata; Actinopteri; Cichliformes; Cichlidae
Gene: samd13
Product: sterile alpha motif domain containing 13
Exons: 5
Coding region: 297-623 (108 amino acids)
Biological process (GO): negative regulation of DNA-templated transcription
Cellular component (GO): nucleus
Molecular function (GO): histone binding; chromatin binding
Source: RefSeq, a predicted model, not a curated record